Peronospora matthiolae is the source of this 813-nucleotide messenger RNA. The record is from the annotation of a GenBank genome assembly. Lineage: Eukaryota; Oomycota; Peronosporomycetes; Peronosporales; Peronosporaceae.
AUGGAUGCUGAACUGCUAUCUCAUAAACGGAACGAUACCUGGACAUUAGUUCCACGAGGAACGGCCAUCCGUACCAUUGGGUGCAGAUGGGUGUUCGCCAAGAAGCGUGACCAGAACGGUCGCGUGGUGCGCUUCAAAUUGCGGUUGGUGGCGAAGGGUUUCAAGCAGAAGUACGGAGUGGAUUUUUUUGAAACGUACUCUCCUGUGGCGAACAUGAACUCGAUUCGAGUUGUGCUCUCAGUCUGCGCUGCUUUCGCGUACCAGAUGGAACAGUUGGACGCUGAUACAGCGUUUCUUAACAGUGAGUUGGAGGACCGUGUCUACAUGGAGGUACCUAUAGGAGUUGAGAACACCCAGGACUAUGUGUGCCAGCUGAACAAGGCCAUUUAUGGAUUGAAGCAAGCUGCAAGUGCCUGGAACAAGACCAUUCAUCGUGUAUUUCUUGGGUACGGAUUCAAGAGCUGUGGUGCGGACCAGUGCGUCUAUGCCAAGCGUUCCAAGAGCAAUUUCAUUUACGUCUGCCUUUACGUCGAUGAUAUGAUCAUUGCGGCAAAGACUAGUGAUGAAAUUAGUGACGUGAAGGACGCACUCAAAAAUGCCUUCAAGAUGAAGGAGCUUGGACCGGCGAAGUUUAUUCUGGGAAUGGAGAUCGACCAUGACAUGACUGCUGGAACGCUUAUGAUCAAGCAAACGCGAUACAUCGAUGAUGUGGCAAACCGGUUUGGGCAAGAAAACGCUAGGACGGUGGACAACCCGUGUGCAACCGGUCUAAAGUUGCCAAAGUCGCAAUCGCCAGCAUCGGAUGCAGAAUGA